CGUGUCUAUGACAUCACAGGCCGACGCUCACAUCCGAACCAAACAAACAACUCACAGCACUGAGCGUAGCGUGGUUUAGUUCCUUUCUUCGGUUCCUUUGUUAAGAUAAACAAAUAAAAUGGCUGUUAGCAGACUGACGAUUGUGAAAUUCGCCGAAUUGGCACUGGCCAUCGCCAUCUUGAUCAUCCACUACCAGACUAUCGAGGAGCCUGUUCCCUUCAAUGCCCUCAUCACCACUGGUACAUACGCUGGUUUCGCUCUCAUCGUGGUAGGAACCUUCCUUGGCUUCAUCACUGGCAACUCCAUCAACAAGUCUGUGGACCUGUUUUUCUGUGUUGCUGGAGCCAUCUUGUACCUCCUGUCUGCGUGGUUCACUUACAACCACUUCUCCGGAUGGAAGUUCAACACCAGCCAUGCCAACCUGGGUAUAACCAAGUCGGUGCUUGCUCUGGUCCAGGGAAUCGUCUUCAUUGUUGACGCUUUCUUCACAUUCAAGGUUGAAUAAGAAAACAACCCUAAGCCAUCAAAACUGUUUACGUUAUUGGGCAAAGCCUGUGGAAAUCAUAUUUCAUAUCAAGACUCAAGAAAUCGCCAUAAAAUUGAAAAGUUUUAAGAAUGUAAAGGUUGUUAAACUCUAAACUCUACUCUUUCAGAGAAUGUAAUGAGUUUUGUACGUUAGGUAAAUUUUUCAUCCUGAUUCACAGGUGCUGUUAAUAAGCGAAUUUGGAAAUCAUAUUUUUAGAAUCAUUUAAUCAUGGGGUCGAUUCUGUCCUAUUUAGAGUGUUAAAUGUGAAUCUCAAAAUUAAAGAUCAUCUAAGACUCCAACAAAAACAUCAUUUCAUUUCUACUUAAUUAUUACUCUUAAGUUAUUUUGUACUGUAGUUUAUAGGUUAUGUAAUUUUAAUUUCUAACAUUUCAUAGUACAUGAUGAAAAGUGUUCACUCCCAUUAAUUCAUAGUCUUUUAUUUAUUUUGUGAAGUAGUUCUUUAGUUAUCCUUACAAAAGUGCAAAUGAUAUACCAAUGAAUUCAUCCAGUGAACUUUCUGCCAAUUUUAUCCAUUGUUGUCAGUGUAAAGUAUAUAUUUUUAACAAUAAAGUUUAUAUUUUCAGUA
Molecule: messenger RNA, 1112 nt
Organism: Macrosteles quadrilineatus (aster leafhopper)
Lineage: Eukaryota; Metazoa; Arthropoda; Insecta; Hemiptera; Cicadellidae
Exons: 4
Coding region: 119-505 (128 amino acids)
Biological process (GO): septate junction assembly
Source: RefSeq, a predicted model, not a curated record